Gasterosteus aculeatus aculeatus (three-spined stickleback) is the source of this 1572-nucleotide messenger RNA. The record is from RefSeq and is a predicted model, not a curated record. Lineage: Eukaryota; Metazoa; Chordata; Actinopteri; Perciformes; Gasterosteidae.
GUGAGCACCUUAUGAGCGUCGGACCAAUCAAAACUCAGAAAAAUAGGAUGGUAUAUAAAUGACGUCAUGUCGGUUUAAAAAAAAAUACAAGAAACCUAAGGCUCUUUAAAAUCCUAUUGGAACCGAUCGUCCUCUUCAACGGGCAGCAAUGUCAGCCAGCAACGACGACGGCGAUGAUCGUCUCGGCCAGUUCAAAAACAAAGCGAAAAGGGUCAAUGAGAUGAGACGAAGACGAGCGGAAGUCAAUGUGCAGUUACGGAAAGCAAAGAAGGAUGAUCACAUCCUAAAGAAGAGAAACGUCCAGAGCCUCCUGGAUGAGCCCACCUCUCCUCUCCAAGAGAAAGGUCCCAACGCACAGGAUGCUCAUCUCAAGAGAAUCUUAUCUAACGAUUGACUGCAUCAUUGCUGCCAACCUUAUCCCGAGGUUGGUCAGUUUUCUGGCUCUAUCGGAGUUCCCCCCCAUCCAAUUUGAGGCCGCUUGGACCCUGAACAACAUCGCCUCAUGUACCUCAGCGCAGACCUCCGCCGUAGUGGAGGGUGGGGCCAUCCCGGCAUUCAUCAGUCUGGUGGCGUCACCACACCCGCACAUCAGCGAGCAGGGCAUUUGGGCCCUGGGUAACAUCGCAGGUGAUGGACCCAACUUCAGAGACCUUGUGAUCAAUCACGGUGGUCUCAAUCCACUCCUGGCCUUGCUGGCUGUCCCCGACCUUAACAUGGUCCCUUCUUGCGUCGCCUGGACGCUGUCCAACUUGUGUCAGAACAAGAACCCGGGUCCUCCUCUGACGGCGGUGCAGCAGCUGCUUCCGGCCCUGGUGCGCCUCCUGCAACACAACGACCGGGAGAUUCUGGAGAACAUCUGCUGGGCCGUGUCCGACCUGACUGGCGCGUCCAAUGAGAGGAUCGGGUUGGUGGUGCAAGCCGGCCCGGUGCCCCUCCUGGUACCGCUGCUCGCCUGUGGGGAGCGCUCCAUCGUGGUAUGUGUGUCGUCCCACAGAAGAAGCUGCUACGUUAAAAGUCCGAUUCUGAAUUCAUGGCGGCGUUUGGCAAAGACUCCGGUCCUGCACUCACUUGGGAACAUUGUGACUGGGACAGACGAGCAGACGCAGUGUGUACUGAAUGCAGGCGCUCUGGCGAUGUUCCCCAGCCUGCUGCGUCACCAGAAGCCCAAUAUCCAGAAGAAAGCUGUCUGGACAGUGUCCAAUAUCACUGCUGGCAAAGACACCCAGAUCCAAGAGGUUAUCAAUGCUGGCCUGAGGCCAAUCCUUGUGGACAUCCUACAUCAGGGAGACUACAAUACUCAGACGGAGGCUGUGUGGGCAGUCACCAACUAGACCAGUGGUGGGACAGUGGAGCAAGUGGCCUUCCUGGUCCAGUGCGAGGUGCUGGCGCCUCUGCUCAACCUGCUGAAAGCCAAAGACAGCCAAAUCCUCUUGCUCAUCCUGGAUGCCAUCUGCAAUAUUCUACAGCAGGGGUCGGGAACCUAUGGCUCGCGAGCCAGAUGUGGCUCUUUUGAUGAUUGCAUAUGGCUCGCAGAUAAAACAAAAUAUUCUCACUUGUUUUAAUCCAUCCAUC